Molecule: messenger RNA, 708 nt
Organism: Danio aesculapii
Lineage: Eukaryota; Metazoa; Chordata; Actinopteri; Cypriniformes; Danionidae
Gene: smim15
Product: small integral membrane protein 15
Exons: 2
Coding region: 112-336 (74 amino acids)
Source: RefSeq, a predicted model, not a curated record
UUUACUUCCUCUUGUAACGUUACUGUUUCCGGCGACAGAUUUCUACUGAAAACUGCUCGUCAAAUAUUUAACGGUUUUUCUGCAUCUGCUGCUGAACUGAGUCCAGAUACGAUGAUUGACAUAAAGGCAUGGGCAGAAUAUGUGGUGGAGUGGGCAGCAAAAGACCCCUAUGGCUUCCUCACCACAGUCAUCCUAGCUUUGACCCCUCUGUUUAUCGCCAGUGCCCUUUUGUCAUGGAAACUUGCCAAGAUGAUCGAAGCCAAAGACCGCGAGCAGAAGAAGAAGCAAAAAAGACAGGAGAACAUCGCCAAGGCCAAGAGAGCCAAGAAGGACUGAGCAUGAGAUGGAGAGUGGUCAAUAUCAUCGUCCAGUCCCCUGAUAUAUAUGGCUCGUUUCUUAACCCAGGACAUGUAUUAUGGGACCUGGAGCAAGACUGGGCUAGAAGGAGCCCUCAGUAAAGUCCUUAGAGAAAUCAUAUAUUCGGGGGGUUGAUUGAUUGAUUGAUCGAUCUCAAAGGCAGGACUGCAGUAUACUUUUCCAGAAUAUUACUACUACAGUGGAAAAUGCACUGCGCUGUUGUGCUAUACACUAUUGUGCAGUACUCUGCAUUCCAUUUUUUUACCGGGUUGGUGGUUGUUUUCAAGAUGAAUCCAUAAUUAUAUUACAAUGAAGUUUUUUAUAACAAUAAAGAACAUUCUUAAUGCAAAA